Labeo rohita (rohu) is the source of this 1066-nucleotide messenger RNA. RefSeq lists its product as uncharacterized. Bases 3 to 728 code for a protein of 241 amino acids. NCBI's taxonomy places the organism in Eukaryota, Metazoa, Chordata, Actinopteri, Cypriniformes, Cyprinidae. The transcript is spliced from 5 exons. The record is from RefSeq and is a predicted model, not a curated record.
AGAUGGAGAGGCCAAGACUUGCUCUCACCAUGCUUAUGUUUUUACUGUUUCAUCAGAAAAGCAUCUAUGGAGAAGAAGUGCAGAUGAAAGUCAGACCAGGAGACAACAUCACUCUCUACUGUGACCGCUCUUUAUCUCUUGGUUCCAGCACUGUAUGGAUAAGAAACUGCUCUCAUGAAAAUCAACCCUCACUCAUAAUAGAUUUUAGAAAACUGAAGAUAUCGAAGAUAUUUCAACAUUUCAGCUUUAUCUACAAUCCUUACAGUAAUUCUCAUGGUCUACAUAUUACUAACAUCAGUGUCUCUGAUCUGGGACUGUACUACUGUGCAGAAGAACAGAAUAUGGAAAAUAAAAAAGACAUCCUUUCCUCAUCAAAAGUGUACUAUUACGGAAAGCGAACAACGCGUCUCUCUCUGGAAAUGACUUCCUGUUCUGAACCCUCUGCACAUCCUGACUGUUUGUUCUGCUGGAAACUGUUCAGUGUGUGUCCGGUGUGUGUUCUUCUCUCCUCUCUCUGUUUGCUCUGGCUCUUUUGCAGGAAACCCACAGAUUCUGCAAGUGAUCAAAAAGACAAGCUGAAAAAUAGAAACAUUGUUGAGGAAACUGAUAAUGAGGUGUGUUAUACAUCUGUAGAUGUGAUAACCUGGAGACAAAAACGGCACAGGGAAACACAAGGGGAGAGUUCAGAUUUCACUACUUAUGCUCCUGUCCGAACAGCAACUGAAUAGAUUAAAAAGUUGGAGGAGCCAUUAUCAUUGCAACUUCAUGUUAAUAGCAUGUUUGUUGGUUGAAAUGUGAGUCUGUGAUUAAAUCAUAGACGAAAAUAUGAAGCAAGAAUUACAGUAUAAUGCUUUUUUAUAAGCAGUAUAAAAAUAAUACCGUCAAAUAAAAACAUUUUCCUUCAGUAAAAGUGUUUUAGUAUGUUUCCAUACAGUCUUUGUGGACACAUAGUGAUGAUCGGAAAACAUGAUGUUUAUAGGUGUAUAUAGCUGUAAAUGUAUACUUCUCUAAAAUAUUAAUCUGAUGCAUUUUUUCAAUAACCAUCAACUUUCUCUGAACCACACUC